This is a messenger RNA of Linum trigynum, 3500 nucleotides long. NCBI's taxonomy places the organism in Eukaryota, Viridiplantae, Streptophyta, Magnoliopsida, Malpighiales, Linaceae. The record is from the annotation of a GenBank genome assembly.
CUGCCUAUUCCGUGAUUAUCUAUUAUCUAGCAAACUAAGUCGAUUGAUUUUGGUCUUAACUGAAAGCAGACAGAAAGUAGGAAUUGAUUCGGUUUUCUCAAGCGAAGGAAGAGUCACUCGGGAAUGAGUCCCCCUAGCUCCUUAGUUAGGUCUCAGUUCUAAUUAUCCUGGGUUGAUUUACUUUUGAUUAAACUGCGGAAGAUCCGACAGUAGCUUGGAAUCUCUUAAGUCGAUUGAUUAAACUGCGACCAAGUGUAAUCGCAGUCCGGAAAUGCAGUAAAGUGGCAAGUUCUAAAUAUCAACCCGGGGUCUAGAUCUACUGCCUACUCCGUGAUUAUCUAUUAUCUAGCAAACUAAGUCGAUUGAUUUUGGUCUUAACUAAAAGCAGAAAGAAAGCAGGAAUUGAUUCGGUUUUCUCAAGCAAAGGAAGAGUCACUCGGGAAUGAAUCCCCCUAGCUCCUUAGUUAGGUCUCAGUUGUAAUUAUCCUGGGUUGAUUUACUGUUGAUUAAACUGCGGAAGAUCCAACAGUAACUUGGAAUCUCUUAAGCUGACCAAGCCCUCUCAGUCUAACUACCCGGCAGACGACUAGUCUUCACCGGGAUAGAAAGCUGAAGCAAUAAGCACAGAACUCCACUACUGGAAUGAUGAAGCUAACUCUCGUAUAACCAAUCCACUACUAAGGAAUGAUCAAGCUCUAACAACCUAAUCAGAUUCUAUCUAUCUCAGGUUGCAGCAGAAAUCAAGAAAAGCUGAUCUCACUUCAAUUAAUUCAAUGAAACAUGCAUCAUUCGAUUAAAACCAAACAGUAUAAUCAUCCCAAGUCAUUACAAUCAAGAUCCUAACACAUGGAACUAGGGUUCUUCAUACCCAAGUGAGAGAAGUGUUCUACUCCAUAGAGAGAGAGAGAGAGAGGAAAACAGAAAUCAGAGUAGUCAUACUCAUAAAGAUGAGCAAAAUCUGAUCUGGGAUGUCAAUCUUCACUCCUGGGGACGCAAUCUGGGCUUCAAUGGUGAGAAAUCCACUCCAAAUAGCUCCUAGGGUUUGUUCUUCGCCCUUUCUCUCUCUAAAACUCUGUUUUUGCUCUCAAAAGUCGAUCCCCUCAGUUCCGCCCGUGUUUUGGGCCAGUGUUGGACAAUCUUGGAUCAAGCCUCGGCAGUAAAAACACAGCCCAGGAACACGGCCGUGCUUUGAUUUAGGCGCGCCCGUGCUUUGGCUCCAGCUUGUCCGAAUGACUUCCGAAUGCCUUGAAACUCGUGCUUAGCCUUUCCUUCGACGUCUAGGACCUGAAAUAUGACAAAGUAGCACAACCCGGCGUAAAAUAGGCCAAAAAUACACUACUAUGCCCCACAAACGGAUAAGAACUAGGGGGUGCAAAUAUGUGCAAUUACAUCGUUAUCAGUCACACUCCCAGGGCUCCCCUCCCUAGCUGCCACAGAAUGAGCGAUAAUGUUGUGGAUGAUACGCCAUGGGGGGAAGAAGAUCAUUCCCUUUAUAGUGGGCAGUGUCAGACUUUGCCACAUGGUUUUGUUUUACCGUUCUCCACAUAGCAUUGACCAAUGGUGCUCUUGGUGAAUAUAUUUUCUCUGAAAUCAAACCAUGUCUAUCUGUAGUGAGAAAUCCUGGUGGGUGUAUCUAGAGUUCCUCUGUGAACUUAGUGAUGCUCAUCUGUCUCGCCUGUCAUCCAAGGCGAAAACUUAUGUUGUCUUCGGGCUUGUCGAGGUUAAACUUGGACAUAUAGUUGAUGGAGAGAGUGUUGAGGACAUCAAUGGUAAGCUCUCGGUAGAUGACCUCAUUGAUGGAGAGAACCUCACACCAUGCCGGGAGACGGAGGCAUGUGCAAACGGGGUCCGCUGCUCCGAGGCGCUCUAGGAGAUCCCAAUCAAAGCAUCUUUGCUGCCAAAAUGGGAGGGGAAGGAAGCGCUCCAAAGACCUCCUAUGUUCGUCGGGUAGUUGGAGGAAGCCGUGCAGUAACCCUCCUCCAAGUUGAGCCUCCGUUUGUGGUGGUGGUGGUGCUGGAGAUGGUUGACGUGCCCGUCCUUGGUUGUUUUUGCGUUGUCGUUUGGGGGGAGUUUCUCAUUGUUGGGUUUGGCGGCGAUGACGAUAAGGAGCCUUCACUUUGGCAUGUGAGGCUGAUGGUUGCAUGGUCUUUUGUUUAGCUUUCCCCAUUCCUACGAAAACCAACUAAGCACAUUUAGUCUUUAGUGAAUGAGAGGGAAAAGAAUUAUGCAUAAGUAUAAGUGACACGCUAAAACACAACACCAAACUGCGACCAAGUGUAAUCGCAGUCCGGAAAUGCAGUAACAGGCAAGCUCUAAUUGUCAAUUCGAGGUCUAAAUCUACUGCUCACUCCGUGUAUAUUUUUUAUCUAGCAAACUAAGUCGAUUGAUUAUGGUUUUAACUAAAAGCAGUAAGAAAGCAGGAAGUGGUUCGGUUUUCUAAAGCCAAGGAAGAGUCACUCAGGAAUGAGUCCCCCUAGCUCCUUAGUUAGGUCUCGGUUGUAAUUACCCUGGGUUGAUUUACUGUUGAUUAAACUGCGGAAGAUCCGACGGUAGCUUGGAAUUUCUUAAGCUGACCAAGCCCUCUUAAGCAGGCUAAUCGGCAGGCGACUAACCUUCAUCGGGAUAGACUGCUGAGGCAAUAAGCACAGAACUCCACUACUGGAAUUGGGUUCCAGUACAAAGCAGUAGAUUAAUUAACUCUCGUAUAACCAAUCUACCACUACCGAAUGAUGAAGCUCUAACAACCUAAUCAGAUUCUAUCUAUCUCAGGUUGCAGCAGUAAUCAAGAAAAGAUGAUCAUACUUCAAUUGAUUCAAUGAAUCAUGCAUCAUUCGAUUAAAACCAAACAGUAUAACAAUCCCAAGUCAUUACAAUCAAGAUCCUUAACACAUGGAACUAGGGUUCUUCACACCCAAGUGAGAGAAGGUUCUACUCCAUAGAGAGAGAGAGAGAGGCAAACAGAAUACAAAGCAGUCAUACUCAUAACAAUGGGAAGAAUCUGCUCUAGGAUUAUGAUCUUCACUCCAAGGAUGAUCUCCAAGCUUGAUUGAUGAAACCCAGCUCCAAAACCAGUCUUAGGGGGUGUUCUUCGCACUUUCUCUCUCUAGGGCUCUGUUUUUGCUCCAAAAAAUCGAUUCCCUCACUUUUUGCCCGAAAUUGGGUUAAAACCGAGAAAUUCUCGACCACACGGCCGUGUGGAAAUCCCAACUGCCUGUGUGAGCUCCCUAGACUUUCCACAUGGCCACAAAGGGUCCCCUACACGGCCAGUGUUGCUUGCCCGUGCAAAAUGAUGCCACACGGCCAAGUCACACGACCGUGUGGGAUUUUAGGCAUGCUCGUGUGGCUUCCUCAGCCUCUCGCCAAACGUCCAAUCUUCGUCCAAUCGACCCUGAACUCGUUCCCAAACCUUCAUUCGCGUACUAGGACCUGAAAUAUCACAAACAAGAACAACCUAGCGUGAAAUUGGCCUUAAACACGAGAAAUAAGACUCAAACAGUAUG